This is a messenger RNA of Boleophthalmus pectinirostris (great blue-spotted mudskipper), 2789 nucleotides long. RefSeq lists its product as uncharacterized. Bases 69 to 1844 code for a protein of 591 amino acids. NCBI's taxonomy places the organism in Eukaryota, Metazoa, Chordata, Actinopteri, Gobiiformes, Gobiidae. The record is from RefSeq and is a predicted model, not a curated record. The transcript has 7 exons.
GCAGGAAGCAGACCGCCGAGUCUCGUGUGCGGUUAGCUCGGAGCUAAAGCUAAAAACAGUUUGUUAAAAUGUCCAAAAGCCAAACACUGAGAGCUUUGGUGAAUGAGCGGCUGACUGCGGCUGCUGAAGAGAUCUUUGCACUGUUUGAAAGAACGAUAGCGGAGUAUGAGGAGGAAGUGUGUCGCUCCAAAGAGGAGAACCAGAGGAAACAGGAGCUCCUGGACUCGAUACUGAACCCCUCAAAGAGUCCUGGCCCCGGUCUGAACCAGGACCCUCCACACGCUCCACGGAUUAAAGAGGAGCCACAGGACCUUUGUCAGGUCACAAUGGGUGUCUUAGAGUCCAGUGCCGUUUGUGUGAAGACAGAAGAGUCCUCACUGCUUCAACAAAGACAAACUGAGCUCAGAGAAGAAACACAACGAGAGGACAUCAGCGCAGAGACACAUUUAUACUCCUCUGACACUGAUGAUGAUGAAAACUGGGGAGCUCUAUUCAUCUGUUCAGCUGCACAGAUGGAGACAGAAGCUGAUGGAGACCACGACAGCCAAGUCCAGAAAGACCAAACGCUGACAGCUUUCGUGAAUGAAUGGCUGAGUGUGACUGCUGAAGAGACAGGUCUGAACCAGGACAUUCCACAGAUUUCACAGAUUGAAGAUGUGCCAGAGGAACUGAGCGUCAAACAGGAGGAGCAGAUGUCAUACAACACGAAUGAAGCUUCUAUCACCAGAGACUUUGUUCCAGAUACAGAUUCCUUCGAUGGAAUUUCUUAUAGUGAUGAACUUGAAAACAGUGAUAAUAAAUGGGAAAAACUAAAUCAAAUUUCAAUAACGAAUGUGACCUCAUGCAGUAUGGAGACUUUUACUGAAACCAAGGAGCCUGACUGUAGCUUUCAUGAUAGUAGAGCACAAAACUCUCUGAAUAAUUCUUCAGACAACAGCACAGUGACGUCCUCCACAGACAUGGCCACACAUGUUCCUCCAGUGCCACCAGCAGCUGCAAAGGGAAGCAAGUACAAGAAAAGGCAAUACUGUCUUUUUUGUCAAAAGCCUUUUUACAAACUAGCGAGACAUCUUGGAGCUGUCCACAGAAAUGAGAGGGAGGUGGCAUUGGCCUUUAGUUUGAAAAAGGGCUCCAGAAAAAGAAAAGAGAUGUUGAGUUCUCUUAGGAAUAGAGGGAAUUUUUUUCACAAUUCAACAGUGGCGUCCUCUGGUGUUGGAGAGCUGGUUGUUUGUAGACGUCCAGGUGAAUCAAAACCGCCCAGUGACUUUGUACACUGUAAGGUUUGUCAAGGCCUUUUUGCAAGAAAAACUCUGUGGAGACACAUAAAAAACACCCACAAUCCAUCUAUCCAGGGAGAGUCUAAAGGUCGACGAAAACGGAUGUAUUCAUUCAUUCGUUUACCAAUGCCUGCUUUCAAUCCUCAAGAUAAAAUGGAGGAAGAUUCUGGUGAAGGAGUCAGCACAGACCAACAUCAGAUCGAAGGCUCUCCUGAUGAGACGUGCAAAGGAGAACCGUCUGAGUCAACAACCCAAGAGGAAAUGAAACCAAAUGAUCCCAAUUCACAAAGCAGCACAGCACUUCCACAGAACAUGUCUAAAUCAAGCCCGGGGCACAGCAUUCCCAAGCAAGUUGCGAGGAGAAGGAAGGCUUGGACGCUUGACGAAGUAAAAGCGGUGGAGCGACAUAUGAUGGACUUCAUCACACGCCGUAAAGUACCUGGUAAAAGAAGCUGUACCUCCUGCCUCCAGUCAGAACCCCACGCACUCAAGGACAGAGACUGGAUUAACAUAAAAAGCUUUGUCCACAAUCGGAUCACUGCAUCCAAGAAGAAACUAAAACUAUAAAACAAAAUAGUACUAAACAGAAUUAGCAACCAGAAGCAAAUGUUCUCACCGUUUCAUUAGAUGGAAUGGAAGUCAUCGAGGGGUUUCUCUAAGAUGUAUAACCAUGACUAAUCUGUAUGGUACAUCUCAAAUAUUUCUGUCUGCCUGCAUUUGUAAAUAAAUGUCCUGAAGAGGAGAAAUUACUUCAACAGCACGGAAUAUUUCCUGAAAAGCCACCCAUAGAUUUUUACAUUAAUAGUGAAUUUCAUGGGUGCUGUGAUGGUAGAUUCUAAUUAUACAGCUCUACUCUUAAAAGUGACUAAGUGUAAGAGCAAGUACAGCCUAUAUUAGGCAGGGCUCAGGCUUUUUCUACUAGUUAAGUUUACAUCAACAUUUUAUUAUUCUCAUAUCAUAAUUACUUAACUCCUACAAACGUAUGUGAAUUUCAGGUAUGGAAUACAAAACACUAAUCACAAAUGUCAUAAUAUAAUUUUAUAUGAGUAUAAAAUGAUGUUGAAUCUUCCACAUACUGUUCUUUAUUUGUGUUUGACGUGGGCGAUGAUGCUACAAGGAUAACUGUGCACAUGUCUUUGUGUAAAUAGAGGCCAAACCAGAAAAAUUACCACAAUGAAAAUAUUUCCUCAGCCCACAGGCCAAUGCAGCGAUUACACAAAAGACAUUCACUCUGAGUUAAAUUCUACCUGUAAGUAAAUGUGUUUAUAGAGCCACUGGGAUCUGCAAGUUGUAAUAUGCAUGUGUAUAUUUUGCCAAGGUAUAAUGUUAAUAUUUGAAUUAUUUUCUUAAGUUUCCCAGUUGCUCAUGGAUGUUCAGGUUGUUAUUGUUUAUUUAACAAACAGUAAGUACAUGUAGUACUUUUUUGUAAUAAAACAAAAAUAAGUUUAUUAUGCCUUUGUUUUAGUGGCCUGGUCAAUUUGGUGCCUUAAAGAAUAUACAGAAAGUGAAAUA